AGAUCUGAGGCCGUUUUGUUUCUUCCGGCUUGGUGUGAAGAUGGCCUUCAGGGUCCGGUCUCCUUGUCAGCCGUCUAAAAUAGUUUCGCUUUAUCUGAUAUCGCUGACACUGGUCUCUGUUUUAAACACAACUUUUGGAGAGAGGCAGCUAAAAUUUGUCACAUUGGUCUAUCGUCAUGGAGACCGAUCACCGAUCAAGGCCUACCCCACUGAUCCCUACCAGGAGAGUGCCUGGCCUCAAGGGUUUGGACAGCUCACUCAGGUUGGGAUGAGGCAGCACUUUGAGCUGGGGCAGACACUCAAACGACGUUACAAAGGCUUUCUCAACGAGACCUAUGAUCGACACCAGAUUGUGGUGCGCAGUACAGAUUGUGACCGGACCCUGAUGAGCGCGGAGGCUAACCUAGCGGGCAUGUACCCUCCCAAUGGGUCCCAGGUGUUUAACCCUGAUCUAAAAUGGCAGCCCAUUCCUGUUCACACAGUACCCCUGGACGAGGACCGGCUACUUACAUUCCCACUACCCAACUGUCCCCGCUUCGAUGUCCUUCUCAACGAGACCACCAAAACGGAGACCUUUCUCAACAUGACCAACCGCUACAAAGACUUUAUUGAGAUGCUGAGAAACAAAACUGGUCUGAAGGAUGCCUCUGUCGAGUCGGUGUGGAGCGUCCAUGACACCUUGUACUGUGAGAAGCUGCAUAACAAGCGACCACCCCACUGGGUGACCAGCGAUGUCAUGGAGAAGCUGAGGAAGCUCAAAGACUUCAGCUUCCAGGUCAUGUUUGGGGUGUACAAGCGUGAGGAGAAGUCUCGGCUACAGGGAGGCGUGCUUCUUGCUCAAAUCCUGAAAAACAUCACUGAGUCUGCAGUAUCUGGCUCCAAGAAGCAGAUGAAGAUGAUGAUGUACUCCGCACACGACACCACUGUAGUUGCCCUGCAGACAGCUCUGAAUGUGUUCAGUGGCAGACAGCCCACCUACGCCUCCUGCCACAUAUUUGAGCUCUACAAGGAAGAUGAUGGAUUUUUCUCGGUUGCAAUGUUCUUUCGGAACGACAGCACCAAGGAACCCUACCCGCUAACACUGCCCAACUGCACUCAGUACUGCCCCCUGCAGGACUUUCUGAGACUCACCAAUCCGGUCAUCCCUGAGAACUGGGAGGCAGAGUGCCGGGUGCCAUCGGGCCUAAAGGAAAAAGAGGUGAUCAUUGGGCUCAUAGCAUUCGCUCUCCUGCUGUUCUUCCUCAUUGGCCUCCUGCUCUUCAUGCUCUGUAGACAGCAGGACGCUAAGAACAGCUACCGGCACGUCAUCAACGAAGCCGAUGACAACUCCUGACAAUCAUUUGCACUCCUCGAGAAGUGGAACCUUCUGGAAGGAGAUGAGGACCCUUGAACAUCUCAAUCUGCCAGCAUGGGUUUUCAGGAUUGGGCGUCGGGAGGACAGACUGCUCUCUUGCUCAAUUUCUUUUAAAAACAAAGAACGGGACCUUGGCUUUUAGCGUCAUGAAUACAGAAUGUCACACUUGUAGACGAGUCUUCCGCUGUCUGCAUGGACUGGAUGAUCAGGUUAGCGGUAAUACUGUACGCAUGGUACAGUAUCAAGUUGAGGGCACAGGGUGUAAUUGCAUAAUCAUGUAAGAAUGUCUUUUUACUGCUUUUAGCAUGGCAGCAAGUGCACACAGCCAUUUUGUUAUUCAAAAAUUGUGUACAGUUUGCUUUACUUAAUGCGAGUCUAGAAUUAUACAUUUUAGUUUCAUUUUUAGUUCCCAGUUUUAAAGUUUAGCUAAAUGCACUGGAAUUUGGAAGAAAGAUGACCUAGAUUUGAAUCUCAUUAUGAAUCGCCCAAUGCCCUGGAUAUGUGGUCAAAUAAGUCUCCCUAAUGUGUGACUAUUUCUGCUGGAGUCCUGAAGAACUGCUUGGAUUAAAGAUUAAAAUUUUAAAUCGUCUCUUAUGGAUGAAGAGGUCUGCUAUCCUAUUAAUUACAUUUUGUGUCCUCUUUGCUGGAUUAAUUUUCACCGCACCGGCUACUUUUUAAAUUGUGUCACUUGCGAUUGUAGCAUAUUUCAAAGGGAAUUAGUGUUUUUAGCUUCUGUCAUACCUGGAUGGAUGGGUUGACACACAAUUUAAAGGUAUGUUAACUCGACUGUUUGAUUUAAGCGUAGAAUGUUCUAACACACUUCUCCGCUCUGGGACUGGGUACAGCUGUACAGUGUCUCGCUGUGCGCGACGAAGUUUGCAUUCCGACAUGGAAAACUAUGAAAAAUUGUCACAUGCCACCCAUUUUCAUUUGGGGUGCAGUUCUUCUUUCCUAUGUAAAUACUCAAACAAGCUGUUCUGCCAUUUCGUGUCCACAGGGAGACCUAUGAAAAUUGAUUUGAGCUUAUUUUAAUUCUUUUUUCUUUUCUUUUUUUGCUAAUGACUUGUAAUGAACUAUUUUAACGCAACCUUCAGAAUGUUGAUGAAAUUGCCCUCAAAAACAUACAAUACAAAUUGUGGGCCUUUGUGAAUACAAUGCCUUACUAUUGUUACGUAAAUUACACUCUGGAUUGCAUUAAGCUGCUUAUUCGCUGUGUUUGGAAGGGAGAUGCGUACUUGGGUUAAUUUAUUUUUAUACUUGUGUACUACAAUCUCAUGAUUUGAUUUAUGUAUAAACAGACUGGUGACAUUGCUUGAAAUGUACUUGCAUUAACAGCCUGUAUUCAUGGGACUGAUUCAGUAGGGUGAUAUCAAAUGAUAAAUUAAUUUGCCCAGGGAUUCACGCAUCCAUAAAUUGCUUUGAUAUGGGACAGGAACUCAUUGGCUGUUUGUGGAAGUAUAGUUGUGGCUUUUAGAUUUUUGCCAUUUUGUCCACUAUUAUGGACAUUGACCAGGAUAAAAUCUGUCAUUGUCCUUGAUGUACAAUUCAAUUCAGGUGUCUUCACCUACGAUCACAAAUUAACUUUUCAAACUUUGCUUGUGAAGAAAAAAAACAAAUUAGGAUAAAUGUUUUUUGAAUUCAGGCCAUUUGAUCAAUGUGUCAUUCCUUUAGAAUUCUUAUCGUAUGAGGUUAAGAUGUAUUUAUCAUACAACGGAUCAUCAAAGUGCACAUCUGUCAAGACAAAUGUUUAAGCGCAGGCGAAAACCGGUUGUGAGUUAGAAUGUUUCUAAAAUUUUAUUGGUGUUGGUCAUGUUCAUUGGACAAUUCACUUUUUAAAUGUCUACCGGACAGAGUGAUCUAAUUUUAUAAUAAACUCCUUGUCUGUAA
This is a messenger RNA of Conger conger (European conger), 3241 nucleotides long. RefSeq names its product acid phosphatase 2, lysosomal (gene acp2). The record is from RefSeq and is a predicted model, not a curated record. The transcript has 11 exons. Gene Ontology annotation, biological process: dephosphorylation; lysosome organization. Gene Ontology annotation, cellular component: lysosome. Gene Ontology annotation, molecular function: acid phosphatase activity. Bases 41 to 1333 code for a protein of 430 amino acids. Lineage: Eukaryota; Metazoa; Chordata; Actinopteri; Anguilliformes; Congridae.